This is a messenger RNA of Mangifera indica (mango), 837 nucleotides long. RefSeq lists its product as uncharacterized. The transcript is spliced from 2 exons. The record is from RefSeq and is a predicted model, not a curated record. NCBI's taxonomy places the organism in Eukaryota, Viridiplantae, Streptophyta, Magnoliopsida, Sapindales, Anacardiaceae. Bases 1 to 837 code for a protein of 278 amino acids.
AUGGAUUUCUUAGAUAAUACACCCAUAGACAAUCCGAAUGAUGAUCGACUAAAGGAAAUCCUCCAAUGUGCAGGAGCCCUUGUUACAGAAACUCCUCCUCAUACUCUAUCAAGCAAUCCAAAGCCUUCCAAAGACUGGAUUAAGUAUUUUCAAUUUCAAAUGGAAAGGGACUCACCAAGUGAUACUCGCAAUGCACUGUUAGUCGUAGCCGCACUGAUUGCAACUGUCACUUUCCAAGCAGGGAUGAACCCUCCAAGCAGCUUUCUUCUGGAUACAACGACCAAUACUGCAAAUUCUGCUCCUCCUCCGGCUGGUACUGUAACGAUCGAAAAUGGUGCACUUGUUACCUCUGGCGUACUGGCUGUUUCAGGGAAUUUAGGGACUCUAGUUACGUCGAAUCUGUUUGUAUUUGGAAAUACAUUAAGCCUUGCAGCUUCCCUGAGUAUCAUAAUUUAUCUUACAAGUAGAUUCCCUUUCCAGAGAGAGCUUCAAAUCGCUAUUUAUUCAAUGAUGUUUACGUACGGCUGUGCAGUGGACAAUGUUAAACCCGCGGGAGCCAGAAAGUAUGUCAUACUAGUAAUUGCGCUUCUUCUACCACUUUUAUUUCGAUGGAUUCCAAGAUGGGUCAGAAAGUUUGCAAGUGGGUGCAAUACAAGAAGAAGAAGGGAUCAGAACAAUUCCACAGUGGCUGAAAGGUUUCCUUUUCAUUUGGAGAUAUGGGUUGCCACUGGUGCAAUGAUAGUAACUUUGCUGUUUUUACUGUUACGCUUAAUGAAUGUGUCGGAUUUUGAUUCAUCUUGUUUGUGGCUGAUGUGCCUUUCGGAGUUGGGUGUCUGA